UCUGAGUCCAGACUACCCAGAAUGCUUCGAGAGUCAGAGGGAGGAUGAGGUGCUGGAGAGUACGGAUGAAGAGCAGAGGAGGAUCAACACAGAUGCAUUUAUGAAGAUCACGGUUUACUUCCUGAGGAGUAUGAAGCAGGAGGAGCUGGCUAAUCGUCUGCAGAAUCAACAUUUAACAGCAGUUUGUCAACAUAACCUUAAAUCCUGCCUGAAGACAAAUUUCCAGUGUGUGUUUGAGGGAAUUGCUCAAGCAGGAAACCCUACCCUUCUGAACAAGAUCUACACAGAGCUCUACAUCACAAAGGGUGGGACUGGAAAGGUCAACGAUGAACAUGAGGUCAGACAGAUAGAAACAGCGUCCAGGAAAUCACACAGACCAGAAACAAUCAUCAGACAAGAAGACAUCUUUAAACUCCCACCUGGAAGAAAUGAACCAAUCAGAACAGUGAUGACAAAGGGAGUGGCUGGCAUUGGGAAAACAGUCUUAACACAGAAGUUCACUCUGGACUGGGCUGAAGACAAAACAAACCAGGACAUCCAGUUCAUGUUUCCAUUCACUUUCAGACAGCUAAAUGUGCUGAAAGAGAAAAAGUUCAGCUUGGUGGAACUUGUUCAUCACUUCUUUACUGAAACCAAAGAAAUGUGCAGAUUUGAAGACRUCCAGCUGGUCUUCAUCUUUGAUGGUCUGGAUGAGUGUCGACUUCCUCUGGACUUCCAGAGGAACCAGGUCCUGACUGAUGUUACAGAGUCCACCUCAGUGGAUGCUCUGCUGACAAACCUCAUCAGGGGAAACCUGCUUCCCUCUGCUAGGCUCUGGAUAACCACACGACCUGCAGCAGCCAAUCAGAUCCCAGCUGAGUGUGUUGACAUGGUGACAGAGGUCAGGGGCUUCAAUAACCCACAGAAGGAGGAGUACUUCAGGAAUAGGUUCAGAGAUAAAGAGCAGGCCAGCAGGAUCAUCUCCCACAUCAAGACKUCACGAAGCCUCCACAUCAUGUGCCACAUCCCAGUCUUCUGCUGGAUCACUGCUACAGUUUUGGACCACGUGUUGAAAACCAGAGAGGGAGGAGAGCUGCCCAACACCCUGACUGAGAUGUACAUUCACUUCCUUCUGGUUCAGAUCAAAGUAAAGAAGAUCAAGUAUGAUGGAGGAUCUGAGACAGAUCCACACUGGAGUCCAGAGACCAGGAAAAUGGUAGAGUCUCUGGGAAAACUGGCUUUUGAGCAGCUGCAGAAAGGAAACCUGAUCUUCUAUGAAUCAGACCUGACAGAGUGUGGCAUCAAUAUCAAAGCAGCUUCAGUUUACUCAGGAGUGUUCACCCAGAUCUUUAAAGAGGAGAGAGGUCUGUACCAGGACAAGGUGUUCUGCUUUGUCCACCUGAGUGUUCAGGAGUUUUUGGCUGCUCUUCAUGCCCAUCUGACCUUCAUCAACUCUGGUGUCAACCUGAUGGAAGAAAAACAGCAAACAUCUAUUAUGUGGUCCAAUUUAUUUAAAAACAUCCAUCUCCAUCUCCAUAACCUCCAUCGGAGCGCUGUGGACAAGACCUUAGAGAGUCCAAAUGGACACCUGGAUUUGUUCCUUCGAUUCCUCCUAGGUCUUUCACUGCAGACCAAUCAGACCCUCCUACAAGGACUGCUGACACAGACAGGAAGUAGCUCACAGACCAAUCAGACUCUCCUACGAGGCCUGCUGACACAGACAGGCAGUAGCUCACAAACCAAUCAGGAAACAAUCCAGUACAUCAAGAAUCUGAUCAGUGAGAAUUUGUCUGCCGAGAAAAGCAUCAAUCUGUUCCACUGUCUGAAUGAACUUAAUGAUGGUUCWCUAGUGGAGGAGAUCCAACAGUCACUGAGUUCAGGAAGUCUCUCCACAGAUGAUUUGACUCCUGCUCAUUGGUCAGCUCUAGUCUUCAUCCUACUGUCAUCAGGAAAAGAUCUGGACGUGUUUGAUCUGAAAAAAUAUUCUGCUUCAGAGGAGGUUCUUCUUAGGCUGCUGCCAGUGAUCAAAGCCUCCAAAAAAGCUCUAUUGGGUGACUGUACCCUCCACAAGGAAACGUGUGAAGCUCUGUCCUCGGUUCUUAGCUCCCAGUCUUCCAAUCUGAGAGAACUGGACCUGAGAAUCCAUAAAUCCGGAUUGAAACCUCUGUCUGAUGGACUGCAGAGUCCAAAUUGUAAACUGGAAAUACUCAGGRUGUCAGGCUGUCAAAUCACAGAGGAAGACUGUGAUUCUCUGGCCUCAGCUCUGAAGUCAGACCGCUCCCAUCUGAGAGAUCUGGACCUGAGCUACAAUCAUCCAGUGGACUCAGGAGUCAAGCUGCCGUCAGCUAAACUGAAGGAUGCAGACUGGAGUCUGGACACUCUCAGGCUGAAGCCUGCUGGAGUCUCAUGUCCAACAUCAGACCUGGGAAACUAUUCCUGUCAGCUCACAAUUGACACAAGCACAGUGAGCAGAAAACUGAAARUGUCUGACAACAACAGGAAGGUGAUACGUGUGUUGAGAGAGCAACCAUACUUAGAUCAUCCUGACAGAUUUGAUUUUCCUCAGUUUCUGUGUAGAACUGGUCUGACUGGUCGCUGCUACUGGGAGGUCGAGUGGCGAGGAAGAGUUGAUAUAUCAGUGAGUUACAGAGGAAUCAGAAGAAGAGGAGGCAGUGAUGACUGUCUAUUUGGUUGUAAUGAUCAGUCCUGGAAACUGGAGUGCUCUGAAGACGGCUACGUUGCCUGUCACAACAACAGGAAAACCCACAUCCCUUCCUCGUCCUCCUGUGCUUCCAGCAGAGUAGCUGUCGAACUGAAUUAUCCUGCUGGCAUUUUGUCCUUCUACGAAAUCUCUGGCUCACAGAUCCACCUCCACACCUACAACACCACAUUCACUCAAACUCCUUAUCCUGGAUUUGGAGUCUGGUUUGGUUCAGUUAGUUUAUUAAAGUUUUGUUGCUGAGUUUGAUGUUUGAGGUCUCCUCCUGUCACAGAAUCCCUCUCACAGGUUUUUGGAUUCAUGGAUUCAAUCUGUUUCUUGUUUAAAUUCUUCUAAAUGACUCCAUGGAAACUUCUUCCUUUUCCGGUCCUUUAAAGAUGGAAGCUGGGUUUCAUCCAGGUUCCAAAUGUUGAAGUGAAGUGAUCAGGAUGUUGUGUUGCAUCCUGGCAGCUGCAGUUAGUUUUCUGUGCUUGUGAAAACUGUGAGGUAAGAGAGGAAUCACUGAGCUGGCAAUCAGACAAGAUUAAUUUACAAACUGUGGCCCCAAUUAAAAAUCAGGCAACUUAAAUUUAUAUCUCAGCCUUAGUUAAAUGAGGCCAACCGUGUAGCCAGAAGGCAAUGCAGAAAAUUGGAGCACAAAUUGAAAAAUGACAAACGACAUGUUUCUUUUAUUAAGUUAAAAACGUGUUAGGAAUUUUAUGUUAAAAUUCACUGUAAAAUCAGAGAAAAAAAAACAUUUUCCCCAAAUUAUUGCAUCAAACUUUCAUAAUUCCUGUGUUUUUUUAAAGCCAUUAAUUGUAUUUUAAACAUGCCUUAUCCUCAUUCUACAGUUGACCCAUCUGUCUUUGUCCCUUGCUAAGUUGUCUUCGUUAAUUUUAAACCCGUUUCUCUUAUAUUUUUAAGGACAUGUUGGUCAUAGAAAUCCAACAGAUUUUCCUGCUGACCCCUGCAUCCUUUUUUAAAGAAGUUUGAACCUCUGUUGUAACAUCUAUUUUUGCUAUCAUGAAUAUAAUGAUUGUGGUCCCAAAGUGGAUUUACAACUGCAUGUUUAAAAACAAAAUAAAAAAACCUGGACUUGACCCUUAGUUUGUUUGAAUUUCAGACCAAUCUUAAAACUUUAAACCAUUUUAAAUUCUUGGAAACAAUAGUUUUUAAGAUUCGAGAUUCAAAGUGUUUAUUGUCAAAUACACUGAUGAAAACAUGUUUCCCUGAGCAAUGAAAUUCUUACUUUGCGGACCAUUCUGAAU
Molecule: messenger RNA, 3945 nt
Organism: Austrofundulus limnaeus
Lineage: Eukaryota; Metazoa; Chordata; Actinopteri; Cyprinodontiformes; Rivulidae
Product: protein NLRC3
Molecular function (GO): protein binding
Source: RefSeq, a predicted model, not a curated record